Colletotrichum gloeosporioides is the source of this 1335-nucleotide messenger RNA. Its product is annotated as O-methyltransferase asqN. Lineage: Eukaryota; Fungi; Ascomycota; Sordariomycetes; Glomerellales; Glomerellaceae. Gene Ontology annotation, molecular function: O-methyltransferase activity. The transcript is spliced from 3 exons. The coding region runs from base 1 to 1335 and encodes 444 amino acids. The record is from RefSeq and is a predicted model, not a curated record.
AUGCUGGCCCAAAGCGCUAUCAUCAACCCGAUCGUCCCGAAACCAUUCACUCUUUCCAGGAGUGAUGGUUUCGCUCCCAGCCGAUAUGAAAAACUAGGAGCAGAACUCGUGCAAUGUAUGGCGGCAUACAGCAAAGCUUUGGAGAAGGAGGGCCUGCCCGAGCCUUCUCUAUCACCCAGUAUGUCUUCAAACAUUGCUCUGAAGAGCAACAAAGCGGUGCAAGAGAAGGCAAGAAUUGCCGAGCUUGCACGCCAGAUCCUAGCAACGACUUUGGAUCCCGGAACAAGUUUGUUUCUCAGUUCUUUGCAGUUUCACUUUUGCGCGUGCCUGAAAGUUGUCUUGGACCUAAAGGUAGGAGACAACAUUCCACAACAUGGCCGAAUCUCGAGAAAGGAGUUAGCAGACUCUCUCUCUGUAGAAGAGAGCCUGCUGGCUCGUAUCAUGCGUGUCGUUAUGACCAACUUUGUCUUCGACGAACCUGAGCCGGGCUACUACAGCCAUACGUCCAUCUCGUGGGCAAUGCAGGGCCCGGCCAUGCAUCAUCUCCUUCUCCAUCGCCUGGGAGAGGGAUUCCGAUCUGCCAGUCGAGAGCCGGACGCUCUACGCCAGAGCGGAUUCCGCAAUCCCAAGCCUGGCGACUCCUGCGGAUUCAAUUUGGCUUUUGGCUACGAGGGCACUUAUUGGGAUUACAUUGCCAACAUCGACCUCGAACGUGGUGACAACUUCAAUCAGGCUAUGAAAGCUGUCACCAUCAACAGCUUGGGCGAAAUCCCGAGAUUAUAUCCUUGGGAAAGUUUGGUUGCCGACGGAGGCCUCAUCGUCGACGUUGGCGGUGGCCUUGGUCAGGUUAGCCGAAAGAUUUUGGAGGCCUUCCCUGAUUCAGGUCUCCGCUGUGUGGUUCAGGACAAACAUGCCGUGUCGUAUGAUACGAGAAACCCGCGAGGCGACUUGGAUCUGACCCUGCAACAACACGACUUCUUCAACAUUCAACCGAUCAAAGGCGCUGCGGUCUACCAUCUUCGCCAUAUCCUUCACGAUUGGCCUGAUGACGCUUGUGUCGAGAUUGUGCGACAGAUUGUUCCGGCUAUGGACGCAAAGCGCAGCCGCAUCCUCAUCUGCGAUCAAAUCGUUCAAGACCACUCGCCGUCUCUCGCAUCUGUUCUUUAUGAUGUUGACAUGAUGUCUCUUUUCAACGGCAAAGAGCGCACACUCUCAGAGUUCCGUCAGAUAUUUGUGAAGGCGGAUCCGAGGCUUUACAUCAAAGACGUGAAGCGGUCACAGGAAUCAGCCACCACCAUGAUAGAGGUUAGAAUCUCAUCUGCAUCUACAGCUUGA